UUGUUAAGUUCCCAGUAACUUUCAUUAUCCUGUGAGCUUCAGAUGUGAUGCUCCUGAUCACAGCUGGCGUCUGGACACACAAACAUCUGCUUCAGGUUCUCCUUUGCAUCCAAUCAACAGGGCACAGAUGCUGCUUGUCAACCGCAUCACUCUCACAGAAGGUUUCUCUUCAAAUGUACAUUUUCUGCGUCGUGACGAGCUCGUUAAACCUCAUUGUUCCAAAGCGUUACUGGCAGAACGACCGACAAUAAAAACGACCAUGUGGGACCAAUCAAUGCUUGGCUACUUUGAUUCCCUUCUGCAAACAAACCAGAUUUCACGUGGUUUGCUUUCGUCAAUGUUCCUGACCUGAAUACUGUGCUGUACUUCCACACCACCCAUGUCAAUACACAGAUUCAUUACAGACGGUGAACAGCUGCUAAUCUAUAAAGCUAUUUUCAGAAAGAAGAACUGAAUGAGAGAAGCAAUGAGUUGUUUGACUAUCAGAUGCUGACCUCUUUGUGAUUUCAUUGUACGCCGUGUUGUGGCAGCAAAAGUGUGUCACCCUGCAACAGCUUGGGCGCACCGUCGGACGCCAGGGCAACUGGGGCGGACAAUUAAAACUGGGCAAAGCCAGAGGACAGGAAACCAUCGGACAGGGUCUGGCAUGGUUAAGUUGCUCGUGUCUAUUUCAGACGAUGGUCUCAGGCUCGAGUCUGUGCAGAAAGGAUCACAAAAGGUUUUUCAGAGUAAGAGAAGGAAGGUGAUAAACAUGGCCACCUUGAGGCGACAACCGAGAUCCAGAACCGGUUCGACUCGACAAGACCGGGGAUCGUGCUCCUCAACUGCGUCUUGUCCAGUCUUCUCUGGAGCCUACAGUGACCAGGAGGACGAGUGUUCACUGCGCCGCCAGUCCUCUCCGGUCCUAAAGGGCUCUCUUUCCAGUCUUCGUAGCGCCACCUGUCCAAGUUCAAAAGGCUCCUUCCCCAGCCUUCAAGGAUCCGUUCCAUGUCUGCAAAGUUCUUUGCCAAGUCUUCAAGGAUCUUUGCCAAGCCUCCAAGGCUUGCUACCCAACCUUAGGAGAUCGAUUUCUCAGCUGAAGAGGCGGUCGCUGGGCAGCCUGGAGAACGCCAGGCCCAAUGAGUGGACGGCAAGUCUCCACAGUCGCAAUGGUAGUUCAAGUGACGAAGAUGGCAGCUGGGAUACCAACAGCUGGAGCUCAGGGGCCACCUGCCUCUUACGGACGCCCAUCAGUCAAGAAAGCAGCCAAGCUUUGAGGGAAUCGGACGGUAAAAGUUGCCCUGCUGACCAAACGUCCUCUGGCGCCAAAUCUGAGGACGAAAUAAUUUACCAGAACAUUGUUUUUUCACGUAAAGCUGAAAACAAACCAGAAUCCACUCUGGCAAAGGCUGUGCAGCAAAAAGACACCUCUUCAUGCCCAAGUAAGAAGGCCUCUACAGUUUCGCCACCUCAGCAAGGCGAAAAGGCAGCAGACAGGCGCAAGUUCUCCCAGUUUCUGAACGAAGUGACCUGCAGGGUGUUGAAAACUGAUGGUGAGUCUCCUCAACAACCGCCCACGCCUCUCCAUCAUGACAAACCUCUGCCAGCGCCAGUAGUGGCUCGGCUGCCCCUUUACCCCGACCCAAUGAAUCCUCUGCCACUCUCUACAUUGGCCACAAACUUGUGGUACAGCCCUACCAGCUGUAACCUUCAAACCAUCAGGGAAUACGACUCCAAAGACCUGAAAAACUGCAUCCACCAGUGGAGCAAGACGCUUCCUAGCUGCAAAGUUUUGGAGCCUGAGGAAGUGCUAAGAAAAUUAAAGAGUGAAAGUCUCUCCAAACCAGAGCACCAUGUAAAGAUAUGUACAAAGAUCCAGACGCAGCCGACCACUGGGAGGUUUUAUCUGGAGACGGACAUUGACAGAGUGAGGCGGCUGGAUGAGCUUGUCGCUAAUGGCACCCUGGGGAGAGAAAAGAGCCUGAACAGUUUGGAGAAAGGAAAGGAGAGAGGAAACCGGAUUCCAUGGGAGAGAAACGGAGGCUUGGGAUCAGAGAAAGACAGGAAGGAACGAGAGAAGAGAAAAGAUUACCCAUGGGAGCGAGAUCGAGGAGGAGAGAAAGGCAGACAAAGUGACAGAGAGAGAGAAAAACCUGCCUGGGAGCAAAAGGCGGAAAGAGGGAGAGAAAAGGACAAGAAAGCGGGAUUUCCAAGUUAUGAGCAGCGUCCGCGUCAGCCGUGUCCAGUUUUCAGCUGGCCAGAAGGAUUUCCUAGAGUCUCCUACAGGUCUACGUCUCUGCCCCGGCCUGCGAACAUCUCUGAAUCUGAUGGAGAGAUGCGGCACGACAAGAGCUCUUUCCACGACCACAAGGACGACCUCCGCAAGCGCCUGUCGUACACCACACACAAACUAGAGAUGGUAGAGACAGAGUUCGACUCCACCCGGCAGUACCUGGAGACGGAGCUGCGGCGCGCCCAGGAGGAGCUGGAGAAAUUCACAGAGAAGCUGCGCAGGAUCCAAAGUAGUUACUCGUCUCUUCAGAGGAUCAACCAGGAUUUAGAGGACAAGAUGUGCAGAACGGUAGGAAAACCUGAUAUUUUAUAGCACAAGUCUCACCUUGGUUAGCCUUAGAAAACAUGUCUGUCAGAAGAUGCAAUCAAAGUGUAUUGAUUAUAUAUUUAAUAGAUUGGUUUUGACUUUCUGUUCUUGUCCAGCUUCUUGGUUUUUACAUAAAACCAUUUCAUUGUUGCUUUUUAAUGCCUUCACUCAGUUUUCAUAUCUGAAAUGUUCCUCUUCAUAAAUAACUCACAUUAUUUUUGAUAUAAUGAGCUGAAUUUUAUUCAGAUGGAAUAUAAAAUGAAAUUUGUAAACAUAAAUGCAUUGGAAAUCCAUGUGUUUUCUUAAGAAAAUACCUCAAAAUUAAGCCGUUGUGAAUGUGUGUUGGGUUGUUUUUUCUGGUAUUUUCAGUGACUUUAAAAGAAAAUAAAGUAUUUUAGUAUAAUUUAAUUUUGAAAGGCACAUCAAACAUUUUCUUAGUUUGGGCUGGAAUUACUUCAGUCAAAAACAUGAAAUUGUCCAGUUACCAGGAAACCAGGAAAGUGUUAGUUUCUGUUUUUACCUCUGAAGUUACAGUUGCCUUGGCAGCUUUUCUUUCCUGAUGUUUCAAGAUUGUUACCCUCACAGAUUUAGCAUAUCUGCAGCUACAUCACCACAUUUUGUCUCUAAACUGUGAGAAAAUUUAAAAUUUUUUUUUUUUUUUUUAAAUUGAGACAAUAUGUGUUAAUGCACAUUUACACAUACUCUAAUCUUACUCUAUUUAAGUUAUUGUGCAGAAAUUUGGGGCAAUAAUUACACAACUACACAACAAAAAAGAGCAGUAGGGUUGUAGAAGUUGCUAACCGCUAGCCUAAACAAACAUAAUUGGGAACUAAACAUUUUUGUCAAAGUUUCAGGGUGUUUUGGUUCAACUGGGGACCAAAAUUGCAGCAUUUGUAACAUUUUCAGUUGCUGCAGUUCGCUUUCACGCAGAGCCAAACCAAUUGAAACAGCUGUUCCCCUCCUCAACUGUGGGGGCGCUGCACCAAAAUCUAUUGAAGGAAAUGACACAAAAACCUCUAAAGAAAACAUGAUCGCAACUUCCUUCUUUACAAAAUCUGAACAAAAAUUAGGUAAUUCCAGAUUUUAGUAGCUGUAGGAUUUCUCUUUUGGCUUUGGUA
Messenger RNA from Poecilia latipinna (sailfin molly), 3696 nucleotides. RefSeq lists its product as uncharacterized. NCBI's taxonomy places the organism in Eukaryota, Metazoa, Chordata, Actinopteri, Cyprinodontiformes, Poeciliidae. The record is from RefSeq and is a predicted model, not a curated record. The transcript is spliced from 4 exons. Bases 647 to 2584 code for a protein of 645 amino acids. Gene Ontology annotation, cellular component: synapse.